Messenger RNA from Colletotrichum truncatum, 744 nucleotides. RefSeq lists its product as uncharacterized. NCBI's taxonomy places the organism in Eukaryota, Fungi, Ascomycota, Sordariomycetes, Glomerellales, Glomerellaceae. The record is from RefSeq and is a predicted model, not a curated record.
AUGUCUAAGCCUACUGUCAUUCUCGUUCAUGGUGCAUGGCAUUCUCCUGCCCAUUACCAGGAAUUCCUUGACGUUCUAGAAGAACAAGGAUAUCCUUGUGUUGCCCCGAGCUUACCAUCCGGGGACGUUGUCCCGCCCGAGAACCCGCCUGAAGCCGACGCCAGCUGCAUAAGAGAGAUCGCCCAGAACCUAGUGGACCAGGGCAAGGAAAUCAUUGCUUUUGGACACUCAUACGGCGGGACCGUAGUCACUAAUGCCUUUACGGGGCUCGGUAUCAGAACACGGGCUGCCGAAGGCAAGUCUGGAGGCGUCCGAUGGCUUGUCUACUGCACGGCUUUCAUCUUGGUGCAGAACGAAUCUCUUGAUGGUGCUGCCCCUCCUGAGGCUACUCCAUGGCAGCGUCAUGAGGGAACUCUAAAAGUCUUCACUGAAGGGCACGAUAUCGGCGCUCUUCUCUACUCUGACCUCCCCAGAAAAGAGCAUCAGAGAUGGUUGAAGUUAUUGAGACCAUUUCCUAUUGCUUCUUCGCAGUAUCCAACCCAGUCUCCCGCCUACCGAGAUAUUGAAACACUGUACAUUUACUGUGAGAACGAUGCUCUGCUUCCCAGCGUUGUGCAGAGAAGUCUCGUGACUAAAGUGAGAGAACGAGGCUUUGAGGUCCACGAGGAGAGUUUGCAGGCGGGGCAUUUCCCUUCACUGAGCAUGCCUAAAGAACUGGCAAACAUCAUUUCCAACUUGACUUGA